Molecule: messenger RNA, 237 nt
Organism: Knipowitschia caucasica
Lineage: Eukaryota; Metazoa; Chordata; Actinopteri; Gobiiformes; Gobiidae
Source: the annotation of a GenBank genome assembly
AUGGCCGUCAACCUGGGCACGCACCGCCUGGCCCUGCUCACGGCCUACCAGGACGUGAUCGACGAGGCCACCGACACGGACUGCUUGUGCUGUUGCGAAGGUUUGGGGCGUUUGGAGGAGAAGGCGUUUGGUGGGUCGGAUGUUGAGGCGCCUGUAGAAGGGAGGAGGGGGGAGAGAUGGGGGAGAGAUGGGGCCCUGGGAUCGGGUUGGAAGGAAGAGGCGAGGCCCGGAGCGUGA